Molecule: messenger RNA, 237 nt
Organism: Sporothrix schenckii 1099-18
Lineage: Eukaryota; Fungi; Ascomycota; Sordariomycetes; Ophiostomatales; Ophiostomataceae
Exons: 2
Coding region: 1-237 (78 amino acids)
Source: RefSeq, a predicted model, not a curated record
AUGGCGACACGGUCACGACGGAAGCAGCCGACGGCCGAGGAGGUGCCAGAGGACGCCGAGAUGGCCGAUGCGUCGGCCGCGGCCCAGGACGAGGUUGCUGCUGAGGAGGAGGGCGCCGAGAUUGCCGAGGACGGUGGCGACGACGAGGAAGACGAGGAGGAGGAGACACAGAGAGUACGCCUGACGACGAACUGGGAGGAGGAGUACAAGACAGGAUGCGUGACAAAGGAGACAUGA